Messenger RNA from Capsella rubella, 3621 nucleotides. RefSeq names its product leucine-rich repeat receptor-like protein kinase PXC2. Gene Ontology annotation, molecular function: ATP binding; protein kinase activity; protein binding. The record is from RefSeq and is a predicted model, not a curated record. Gene Ontology annotation, biological process: protein phosphorylation. The transcript is spliced from 2 exons. NCBI's taxonomy places the organism in Eukaryota, Viridiplantae, Streptophyta, Magnoliopsida, Brassicales, Brassicaceae. The coding region runs from base 582 to 3485 and encodes 967 amino acids.
CAAAAUUAAAGAAAUAAAAAGAAGGGAUCAGAGAGAGAGAGAGAGAGAGGACUGUGUCUUUCCAGACUUGAACCCUCCGGAGAUUACUACAGAAGAGUCUCUCUUUUUAUGCGUACUUCUCCUUUUCUCUUUUUAUUCUUUGGCCAAGUCUCUCUCUCGCUCUCUAUUUGCUGCACUCAUUCUAAUCUAGUGGAGGAGUGUAGUGCAUUAACGAAAGAAGAAAAAAAAAAAUCCACCAUUAAUGCUCUCUACCUUCCCUUUUACUCUUUCUCUAUUCAAAACCCUUUCAAACUCCUCUUCCUUCCUUCUUCUUGCGCCCGCCGCCCAUCUCUUCCUCAAAGAACCAACAGUUCCUUCCUUACGCUCGCUCUCAUGUUAAAACUCCUCUGUCUUCCUCUUCAUGAUUGUUUUUUCAGCCAUAAUUUCUAGUAAAAAGAAGAGGAAGCUUUUUGGCCGGUUCUUGCUGUCAUCCCUCUCCAGCAUCAACCUUACUUGAGCUCUGUCUCAUAUCCUUUCUUCUUCUUUUUUUCCCCCUCUCAGCUCCUUUUAAUCUUUGAAGGCCACUGUUUUGUUCAGAGGAAAUGCUGAACGGCGCCGUUUCUCUCAGCUUCUUCCUCUUCCUCGCCGUUUCAGCGACGGCAGACCCGACAUUCAACGACGACGUCUUGGGUCUCAUCGUUUUCAAGGCUGGCCUCGACGACCCUCUCUCAAAGCUCGCUUCUUGGAACUCUGAAGACUACGAUCCCUGCAACUGGGUCGGUUGCAUUUGUGACCCUGCCACCAAUCGUGUCACGGAGCUCCGACUUGACGCUUUCUCUCUCUCCGGUCACAUCGGCCGUGGCCUCCUCCGUCUCCAGUUCCUCCACACCUUGGUCCUCUCCAACAACAACCUGACUGGAAACCUUAACCCCGAGUUCCCUCGCCUCGGCAGCCUCCAAGUCAUCAAUUUUAGCGGCAAUAAUCUCUCGGGUCGGAUCCCAGACGGGUUCUUCGAGCAAUGCGGGUCCUUGAGGUCAGUCUCUUUGGCCAACAACAAACUCACAGGCCCUCUCCCAGUCUCCCUCAGCUACUGUUCUACUCUCACCCAUCUUAACCUCUCAAGCAACCAACUUUCUGGGAGACUAGCACGCGAAAUCUGGUUCCUCAAGAGCUUAAAGUCUCUUGAUUUAUCUGACAAUUUCCUCCAAGGAGAUAUCCCUGAUGGUCUCGCCGCUCUCUACGAUCUCCGUCUCAUCGACUUAUCUAGAAACUGGUUUUCCGGCCACCUUCCUUCCGACAUUGGACGGUGCUCUUCCCUUAAAUCUCUUGAUUUUAGUGACAACUACUUCUCUGGGAAUCUUCCGGAUUCAUUGAGAACGAUCAGCUCUUGUACCUCUGUCCGUCUCCGAGGAAACUCUCUGGCCGGAGAAAUCCCUAAUUGGAUCGGUGACAUUGCCUCUCUCGAGACCCUUGAUCUCUCUGCAAACAACUUCUCAGGCAAUGUCCCCUUCUCCCUCGGUAAUCUCGAGUUUUUAAAGGAACUCAACCUAUCCACUAACAUGCUCACUGGGGAGCUCCCACAGACCAUCUCCAACUGCUCCAGCUUGAUCUCCAUUGACAUCAGCAAGAACUCAUUCACAGGAGAUGUGCUUAAGUGGAUGUUCACCGGGAACUCUGAAAGUUCCUCCCUUUCCAGGUUUAGUCUCCACAAAAGAUCAGGGAACGACACCAUUCUUCCCAUCGUUGGCUUCCUUCAAGAUCUUCGGGUCCUCGAUCUGUCGUCAAACAGGUUUUCCGGUGAGUUACCGUCUAACAUUUGGGUCCUCACAAGUUUGGUGCAGCUUAACAUGUCCACCAACUCUCUGUUCGGUUCCAUACCGACCGGCAUUGGAGGGUUAAAAGUCGCUGAGAUUAUUGAUCUGAGUAGUAAUCUUUUCAAUGGAACCGUUCCUUCUGCGAUCGGAGGAGCCAUCUCCUUGAAAGAACUUAAUUUGCAGAGAAAUCGCCUCUCUGGCCAGAUUCCAGUACAGAUCUCUAACUGUUCCGCUUUAAACGCAAUAGAUCUGUCAGAGAAUGAAUUAUCCGGUGAAGUUCCGGCGAGCAUUGGCAGUUUGAGCAACCUCAAGUACGUUGACCUGUCGAGAAACAAUCUCUCGGGAAGCUUACCCAAAGAAAUAGAGAAACUUUUGCAUCUCCUGACCUUCAACAUCUCCCACAACAACAUCACAGGGGAGCUGCCAGCUGGAAGUUUCUUCAACACCAUCCCCCUCUCUGCUGUCACGGGAAAUCCAUCCCUCUGUGGUUCCGUGGUGAAUCGCUCAUGUCUCUCUGUCCACCCCAAACCUAUCGUCCUCAACCCCAACUCCUCCAAUCCAACCAAUGGUCCAGCUCUCACUGGGCAGAUCAGGAAGAGCGUUCUGAGCAUAUCUGCCCUCAUCGCGAUUGGUGCAGCCGCUUUCAUUGCCAUCGGGGUGGUGGCUGUCACUCUCCUCAACGUGCACGCCCGAUCUAGUGUUUCCCGUCACAAUGCAGCAACUGCUCUCGCUCUUUCGGUUGGAGAAACGUUCAGCUGUUCGCCUAGCAAAGAUCAAGAAUUUGGAAAGCUGGUGAUGUUCUCAGGCGAAGCCGACGUGUUUGACACCACAGGCGCUGAUGCGUUGCUUAACAAGGACUGUGAGCUGGGUCGUGGUGGAUUCGGAGUGGUCUACAAGACAAAUCUCCACGAUGGGCGUCCUGUGGCAGUCAAGAAACUUACAGUGUCGGGUCUAAUAAAGUCGCAGGAGGAAUUCGAGAGAGAGAUGAGAAAACUCGGGAAGCUGAGGCACGAUAAUGUGGUGGAGAUUAAAGGGUACUACUGGACGCAAUCGCUGCAGCUCCUGAUCCACGAGUUUGUUUCAGGUGGAAGCUUGUACAGACAUCUCCACGGAGACGAGAGUGUUUGCCUAAAUUGGCGUCAACGCUUCAGCAUCAUUCUAGGGAUAGCGAGAGGUCUAGCCUAUCUGCAUGGCAGUAACAUCACUCACUACAAUCUGAAAGCAACGAAUGUGCUUGUAGACGCCACAGGAGAGGCUAAAGUCUCUGACUUUGGGCUGGCCAGGCUUUUGGCUUCGGCACUGGAUAGGUGCGUCUUGAGCGGCAAGGUACAGAGCGCAUUGGGGUAUACUGCCCCGGAGUUUGCAUGCCGAACAGUGAAGAUAACCGACAAAUGCGAUGUUUAUGGGUUUGGGAUUCUGGUGCUGGAGGUGGUGACGGGGAAGAGGCCGGUGGAGUACGCAGAAGACGACGUGGUGGUGCUGUGUGAGACGGUGAGAGAAAGAUUAGAAGAAGGGAGGGUGGAAGAGUGCGUUGACCCACGGUUGAGAGGGAAUUUUCCAGCGGAGGAGGCAAUACCGGUGAUUAAACUAGGUUUGGUAUGUGGCUCUCAAGUGCCGUCGAAUAGGCCGGACAUGGAAGAAGUGGUGAAGAUAUUAGAGCUGAUACAGAGUCCCUCUCAUGACUUAGAGUGAUUCAUCAACUGCAAAUGAAUCAAUCUAUCCUUGUAUUCCUUCAUUCCUUGUUCAAUUUUCAUAUUAGCAUAAAAUAUAUAUAUAGCUUUCUGUCUUUUUUUUUAUAAAAUGGUAUUUCUUGUGAGUUCACCAGUUA